Molecule: messenger RNA, 2244 nt
Organism: Oncorhynchus kisutch (coho salmon)
Lineage: Eukaryota; Metazoa; Chordata; Actinopteri; Salmoniformes; Salmonidae
Product: myeloid leukemia factor 1-like
Exons: 8
Coding region: 759-1598 (279 amino acids)
Source: RefSeq, a predicted model, not a curated record
UCAAAAGUCAACACCACUUUGAACAUGACACAUAUAAACGAUAAAGAUAAAGGACAAGAACGACUGUACCCACCCCUUGUCUAAAAUGAGUCAGUAGUGUAGGCUAUUAUCAAUAGCGUUAUAGUAUGCCAGUAGUGAUUGUGUAAAAUAAUGAAUGUGGAGAAUGUAUCAGCACUGUAGGUGCGUUAGCUUGCUAGCCAGCCAGACAAUCUUAGAGAGGGAUUAUUCCAUUAUACAACUUUCAAUAACUGCCAAUAUGCUAACAUUCCAUUUAAACAAUGCAGUCAAUCCCCAGCCGUACUCUGGCUAAAAUCAGUUCAUGAUAGGAUUUACACAAGUUGAAAAUGCAACAAGUACUGAUAUUGUAUUAUAUAAUAGCACUGACAGCUUUUCAAGAAAAUUUAGAACGGUAUGGUCUUGUGGCACACGCAGGUAAAAUAGUUAAGGCAAAACUUCGAAUAUUGUUUUUAUGGAGCGAGCUCCGUUGUCACGACAGCUACUGAAAACAUUGCGUUGUGCUGAUAGAGCCGCUCGAGCUUUGAAUAGCCAGCCAAUCGGAGUGUUCGUCGGAGGUCAUGUGGCUGUUUGUUCAUCUGCCCAACGUUCUAAAAUGUAGCAAGUUUCGAUGGUAACUUCAUUGACACCGAGCGCGGGGGGCUGUAACGUUCACACACCGGGUCUUUGGAGCCGCUUCAUAGCAGGAGACAGAAAAGAGAUAUAUUUCAUACUUCACUUUCCCCGUCCAAACACCCGUGGAAAUGUUUAACAGUCUUCUCAGGGAAUUUGACGAGGACCCUUUCUUCUCCUCGUCAAGGGAUCCAUUCCAGGCACACAAUACCCGUGUACAACAGAUGAUGCGGAGUUUCUCAGAGCCCUUCGGUCGGGACUUCAUGCCCAGUCUGACUGGCGGGCGGGAAAGGGGCCACGUAUCCGGGGGCCAACUCAACACUAGCAUGGUGCCACGGGAGGACCACAGGGACAUGGAGUCGAAGAAUCCAUUCAGUAUGUUGGACAGCAUGAUGUUCGGCGUGAGGAACAAGAUGGAGGACAUGCACAGAAACUUUGAGAACCUGUCCACAGACUCGAACGGCAACACCAACGCCCACUCAUUCAGCUCUUCCUCAGUGAUGACCUAUUCCAAGGUUGGAGACGAACCCCCCAAAGUGUUCCAGGCCUCCUCCCAGACACGGCGCGCCCCUGGCGGGAUUAAGGAGACUCGGCAGUCCCUGAAGGACUCAGAGAGUGGUCUGGAGAAGAUGUCCAUUGGACACCACAUCCAGGACCGAGGACACGUGGUGGAGAAAAAACACAACAAGAGGACAGGGGAACGGGAGCUCAACCAGGACUUCCAGAAUCUGGAUGAAUCCGAGGCGCAGUCCUUUGACGAAGAGUGGCAGCAAGAGGUGUUUAAAUUCCGACCAUUUGCCCCCAAGUCCCGUCUGGAGGCCCCCAAGCCUAGGGUGGUGCAUCGGGCAGCCCUCACUGCCGCCACCGGCCCCGACCAGGGACGUAGGGACAAAGUAAAACCAAAACCUGAAGGAAGGAAAAUACACAUUGACGAUCUCAAAGUCAAAGGAUCAGGCAUGGUGAAGCAGUAGAAAUGUCUAGCAAAUAAAGCUACGUCAGGCAACAACUCUUUGAUGCUUUUACCUGUCUCCAAGACAAGCUUGGUUUCCAGGUAUUUUGUCUCACAGAAAAUCAGACAAUGACCCAGUUGUUGAUGCUACCAAGUAAAGUAAAGAACACUUGUCAAGUCAGGCACUUAUUCUGUCAGAGUAGAUCCAUACAAGCUUCUUCCAGAAAGCUCAGGACUCCCGUGGAAGUAGCAUUAAGACAGGCACACAUAAGCUACUAGCGAUUAUAUGUGAUAUAUGAUUUCAGAAUCAUGACAUUGAGCAGACAUAAUUUGUCACAUGUUAUAUCAUUGGGCAUCAGAUCAACAGCAAUGUUAUCUCAGAAAUAUUAUCCUUCUGCUUUUGGAAAUGUCAUGUUCACAUUGUAUAGAUUGCAUCAAAAGGAAACAAACAAAUAUAUUUAUGCAGUUAGACAUUUGAAGUCCAUAAGUGCACUUAGACGUCAAACUUGUGUACUUUUUAUGUGUAGUGGCCAUUGUUUUAUUCAUGUAUUUUACCUGCUGUAAUCUUUGUAAAAAAUGAUAAUACCCUUUUUAUAUUGUUAUUUGACAUGGGGUUAUCUUGUUUUUCACCAUGCUAUUAAUUUAUAACAUAAAAAACAGAAAUUAUG